Spirodela intermedia is the source of this 1368-nucleotide messenger RNA. NCBI's taxonomy places the organism in Eukaryota, Viridiplantae, Streptophyta, Magnoliopsida, Alismatales, Araceae. The record is from the annotation of a GenBank genome assembly.
AUGAGGAAACAGGGCUGAAUCAUGAAUGGUAUGAACAGAUGGGGAUUUUGACAGAGAACCACCUCUGAUGAUCGAAGUCUGGGCUUGAACUUUGCGACUAAGUCCUGGGUUGUCACUGGGGACAUCACCACCAGAGCGGCCCUGAUUUCGUCUUCUGUGACUGGGGCACCAGACUGUGCCGAAGCAGCUCCACUCUGCGGCAAGGAGCCCGUGGCUGCACUGGGCUUGGAGGUUGAUGCUGGUUCUUCUUUCGUAGAUGGCGGCCUUGAUUCCUGAAUCAGAUGUGCAAUCCAAAAAUAGAAUAAGAUGUAUAUUUAUGGGUAAGAUAAUGGGUUCUGGGAGAAAAUUGGAACAUACAGCUUCUGUCUUCACUUUCUUGACGGUUCCUCCUAUCGGAGUUUUUACUUCGUCGCCACCAAGUUUCCUCUUUGACUUUGACGGCUUAGCGGAGGUAGGAGUCCCCUUGGUGGCUGCUGAAGGUGCAGGUUUAGAAGGAGUUGUUUCAGCAGGUUCUUCUUUGGGAAGGUCCUUCUGUUUUGGAGCUAAUACAGGGGACAAGCCGACCUCAUCCUCCACCUGCAAUCCAGGGCAAAUAUAUUAGCGCUUUUAUAAAAGACUAUAUAUAUAGAUACACACUUAGAGUGAGAGAGCAAGUAAGUGAGAGAGAGGGAGAGAGAGAGAGAAGCGGGUAGAGAGACAAGAAAAAGCUGACUUGUGGCCACCAAUAUGAAGAGAAUUUGUGUCUGGGUUUGAAAAAUUACCACACUCUCUCUCUACCGAUCUGAGAUUGGCAAUAGAAGAGGGGAGGGAGGGAGGGAGGGGGAGACAGAGAGAGCGAGAGAGAGAGAAAGAGAGAGUUGAACGAGUGGAGUUACAUCCUCAUCUUCAUCUUCCUCAUCCUCCGGCUCCGACUCAUUAAGUCCGCCAGUCCGCCCAAGCAACUUCUUCAGCUCCUUCCCAGAUUUACUCAGCCCACCUUCCUCUUCACCCUCAUCAUCUUCGUCCUGAAAACAUUCACAGGAAUCAACGCGGCAAAUAUGAUCAAUCCCUGGAGUUGCCUAGAAUUCUUAGUUUUCUGACAGUUGGCAUACACUUGGGUUUCAUCCAAAGCUCUCAUUUACAUGACAAGUAACUAUUUUGAGAAAGUUUGGACAAGUGGAGCUAACAAUGCAUGACAGCAAUACAUCAUAUCCUUAUAUCAUGCAAGCCACCAAUCAUUGCAACAAAACUUUCUGAAAAACGCAAGUAUUAAUAUUGGAACGAAUUAUAGCACUCGAACCUGCUUGAUUUCGGGGGGAGCAGGAAUUUCGGGAGCCAAUUCUUCUCGUUCCUCAGGAUCAUUGCCAACAGCCUCAUCAUCGUCGGUGA